Messenger RNA from Acanthosepion pharaonis, 1647 nucleotides. Lineage: Eukaryota; Metazoa; Mollusca; Cephalopoda; Sepiida; Sepiidae. The record is from the annotation of a GenBank genome assembly.
AUGUUGUUAUUCUAUCUAAAUAAAAUAUUAUUUAUAAUAUCUAUCUAUAAAAAUUUUUCAUCUAUAUAUAAUCUAUCUAUCUAUCUAUCUAAAUUUAUUUAUCUAUCUAAACAUAUUAUCUAUCUAUCUAUCUCUCUUAUCUAUCUAUCUAUCUAUCUAUCUAUCUAUCUUUUCAAAAUUUCUUUUUAUCUAUCUAUUGGUCGAUAUUUGGCAAUCUGUUCUUUUUUCUUAUUCUUUUUUUCUUUCUUUUUAUCGUUUUUUUCUUUUUCUCUUUUCUUUCUUUUUAUCCUUUUUUCUUUUUCUCUUUUCUUUGUUUUCAUUCUAUUUUCUUUCCAUCGUUUCUUUCUUUUUCUUCUUUUCUUUCCAUCGUUUCUUUCUUUUUAUUCUUUUUUCUAUCUUUUCUUUCUUUUUAUUCUUUUUCCUUUCUAUCAUUUAUUCUUUUUUUAUCUUUUCUUUUUUUUAUUCUUUUUUCUUUCCAUCUUUUUAUUCUUUUUUCUAUCUUUUCUUUCUUUUUAUUCUUUUUCCUUUCCAUCUUUUCUUUCUUUUUAUUCUUUUUACAUUCCAUCUUUUCUUUCUUUUUAUUCUUUUUUUCUAUCUCUUCUUUCAAUUUUUUUCUUUUUUUUCUUUCUUUUUUUAUUCUUUUCUUUUUUUUUAUUUAUAGUUUUUUUAAACAAAACUGUCUUUUCUUUUUCAAUAUUCUUUUUUUUUUUUUUUUUUUUUUUUUACUUUUUUUUCUAUCUUUUCUUUCUUUUUCUUUCUAUCUUUUUUUUUUAUUCUUUUCUUUUCUUUUUACUCAGGAAAAUUCUGAUUUUUUUUUAUUCUUUUUUCUUUUUAUUUUUCUUUCUUUUUAUUUUUUUCUUUCUAUCUUUUCUUUCUUUUUUCUUUUUUCUUUCUAUCUUUUCUUUCUUUUUUCUUUUUUCUUUCUAUCUUUUCUUUCUCUUUAUUCUUGUUUCUUUCCAUCUUUUUUUUAUUCUUUUUUCUUUCUAUCUUUUCUUUUGUUUUUUAAAAUAUACUUUUUUAAAUUCCCAAGUCUUUCAUUCAUUCUUUCAGUCUAUCAUGAUCCCAAGAAAAUUUUCUUUUUUUAGAAAAUUUCCUUCCAUGUUUUUCUUUCUUACAAUUUGUUCUUUGUGUAUUUUUGCUUCUCUGUUUUUUAUUUGUUCAUUUUUUCCAUUCGUUCAUUCUUUCUUUCGUUUCAGUGUUUGUCUCUCUAUUUCUUUUUCUUUUUCUUUGUGUUUGCUUAAAAUGUUUCUUUCUAUCAAUUUUUCUUUUUGUCCUUCAGUCAUUCAUUUUUACCUUCAUUCCUUUUUUCGUUCCACUGUUUGUCUGUAUCUGACUUUUUUCUUUUUAUUUAACUUCCCUUUUUCUCUUUCUUUCUUUCAGUUUGUUUUUUAUAUAUUUUUUAUUUAUUGUUUUUAUUUGUUCAUUCUCUUCAAUUUUUUCUGUCUUUCAUUCAUUCAGUCUUUCAUUCAGUCUUUCAUUCAGUCUUUCAUUCAUUCUUUCUUUCCUUUCACUGAUUGUCUCUGUCUGCGUUUUAUUUUUUCUUCCAUUUUCACUUUAUUUCAAUUUAUACUUUAUAUAUUUUUUCUUUAUUUAUUUUUCAUUUAUUCAUUUUUUCAAAUCAUUUUUUUCUUUCAUUCUAUUAACUGA